This is a messenger RNA of Anopheles gambiae (African malaria mosquito), 3878 nucleotides long. It is a transcript of the gene Aasdh, whose product is annotated as beta-alanine-activating enzyme. Gene Ontology annotation, biological process: amino acid activation for nonribosomal peptide biosynthetic process. The record is from RefSeq and is a predicted model, not a curated record. Lineage: Eukaryota; Metazoa; Arthropoda; Insecta; Diptera; Culicidae. Gene Ontology annotation, molecular function: protein binding. The transcript has 6 exons. Bases 933 to 3857 code for a protein of 974 amino acids.
AUGUUAGAAAACGAAAAUAACCAAAAACGGGAGGAAUUCUUUGCCAAGCAUUUAUUACGUGAAACGCGCCAAAAAAUUAGUCGUUUUAUCCCGCUAAUUGGUUCAAGGGCCCCGAAUGUUGCCCUACCGCUCCUUUUUAUCCCUGCCCUGAUCAGUUUGGUUCGUAUUGGUUCGGGUUUUCUGGCUAUCUUCGGAUGCCUCCUGUUUAUGACAGGUCGUUGGGCACUCUCCCAUCAAACAGUCCCAACAUUGUCCCCCCAAGUGUGCCACAGUUGAUCGUAUUAACCUUAUCUGAUAUCAACGGUGGCCUCACUUCCUUCUGACCUGUCAAUUAAGCGCGUGUGGUUGUUUUGGUACGUAUCGUGCUUCUUCUUUCGUGCUAACGCGUGCUAUCUAUUUUAUCACAGUCGUAUAUUUUAACGUACCGUACUUUUUCUACUCAUGUGCGGCUUCUGCAUCUAAAGAAAUAAGCUGUACACCAGUAAUAACAAGUACCGCAUCUUUUUUCUACAUUGGGUUAACCUGCUCUGCUAUUGUACAGCCGUCUGUAUCGUUUGUCAAAGUAUGCGUGCGACGUUAAAGCACUAAAACUAACUAAAUCUGUCUAGUUUCAGCAAAAUGUAAACAAUUGAUACAUAAAUACCACGGUCGCUGUCGCUGCUGAAUUCUAAAGUUAUCGCCCCUAGCUUAAUAAUCCUAACAACAAUCAACAUCACACUAUUAACGUGAACAAACAAACGGGUAAUGCGUACGAUGAAGUGAGUGAUCAAAUAAUCCAAAAAACAUUAUUUUUCGAAACUGCAUCAACACAACGAUUUUUGAAUCCAGUUUGAACUCUCAACUGGGCACCAAAAACAUAUUGCGUUUAUUUUGGAUUAUUGUUGACAGCUGAACAGCCCGGCAGAAUACAAUGUAAACAAACAAUUCUCUCCAUGGAACUUCUCGAUAGAAAAGUUUUUCAAACAUUUAGCCAGAAUAUUGCUAUCAAAUAUUACACGUGCAAAGAAACUGCCUUUGAGGCAACCUACGAUCAACUAUGGCAAAAUAUGCUGAAGAUAGCAGGAGUAUUGAAGGAACAGAAUUUGGAAGGAAAAAUUGUUGGCGUUCAAUUGUUUCAUUGCCCAGCGCUAAUUGCUGUUAUAGGAGGCAUCAUCAUCUCGGGCAACACAUUUUACUGCAUUGACAAAUCCUGGGAUGAACAGCUAUCGCCUGACCAUGAUAUUUGUGCCGCAUACUUCUUGCAGGAUUUUGAAUUUAGUAGCACGAGUGGUUUGCAUGGUUUGCAAAUGCUGGUCGGGAUGCGCAUCUUUACGAUGCCGCUUACGUUUUCCCUUAGCGUAACUAGCACGGAAAGCUAUCGUGAUGUAGCAUUUUGUAUAAGAACGUCCGGUUCGACAGGGCCUCCCAAAACAGUCCUCGUACCAAGUACCUGCAUAAUGCCAAACGUGCUAUCACUUAGCAAUCGAUUUGGAUUGAGUGAUCGUGACGUAAUUUUUGUAUGCUCGCCUCCUACAUUUGAUCCAUUUGUUCUCGAUAUUGUCAUGGGAUUGCGAGUUGGCGCUACCCUCCUAAUGGUGGAUAAUUCUAUACGCUUAUCUCCAAAACGGUUAUUGGAUGUACUGUUUCCUGGAAUAACGUUUAUGCAAAUGACGCCUUCUAUGUUCACACGUUGGAGUAAAACUGACAUGCUGGACAUCAUUUUUGGCCCUCAAACAACGCUCAGAACGCUUGUACUAGGUGGUGAACGAUUCCCGGUAUUGCCUCGUGCAGCUGAUUGUCGUGUAAGUGUGUAUAAUAUUUAUGGGAUAACGGAGGUUUCCUGUUGGAGCAUGAUUCAAAAAGUUCAAAGCCAAGAUAAUCAGACUGACAUACCUCUAGGAGAAGUACUUGAUCAAUCAAUCGUUCUACAGAUUAGGAAUGAAAUCGACGGUAGUGUGCAAGCGGAUCAUCUGGCAAAUGGAUCUAAAAUAGGUCAAUUGUAUAUUGGAAGCUGCUCCCGGAAAUGUGUGAUACUAGGUAUGUCUGAGGAUGAUGAUACAUUGUCAACUAUGCCUGAUGUUGUGUUCCGGGCGACAGGAGAUUUGGUAGAACUUAGCAAAGAAGGCAAUUAUUAUUAUCGUGGACGAUGUAGCAGAACAAUUAAACGUUUUGGAUGUCGAAUAAGCUUGCCGGAAUUGGAAGCCGUGUUACAAACUCAUCCAUCAGUUGAACAGUGCGCAUCAUGCUUUAUUGAGGAGCUUAAUCGGCUUGUAAUAUACUUCAAGUCAGACACCGAUGAUUCCUCUUUACGCGAAGCACUAUGGAGCAUAAUGCGCGCCAAAUUAAGAGCAGAAAUGCUUCCAGACGAAUUACAUCGCAUUGAACAAUUUCCCCUUUCUGCCCAUGGUAAAAUUUGUCCAAAAGGAUUAGGAGUCAUUUUUGAGAAUUUAAAACAAUCUCGCACCAAGGAAUGUAUCACUCCGGUGGAUUAUUUUUGUGCAGAGCUAAAUGCGAUGGGGAUCGUACACGAAAGCCAACCUAUAGAAAGUGGUCGAACGAAAAAACUGAAACCAAACUCAUCAUUUAUGGACCGUGGAGGAACAUCUUUCAAUGCCAUUUGUUUGCAUGCUACAUUGGAAGAGCAUUUUAAGAUACAACUACCAGGAUUGACGGCAUUGCUGUUGGAUCCGUUGAUUCCAUUGGAAAAAGCAAUCGAUUAUAUACAAUCCAAAAUUGCAACAUCAAAUAGUAAUUGCUUGCAAGACGAUGUUACCAUCCAAAACCAGGCGGAAAAACUUCUAUCAAUCGAGCGUCAAUACGAUUUGAAAAAAUGUAUCGAUUCUCGUGCUUCAAUAAUAUAUUGCCAGGGUAUUGGGGCAAUAUUGAGCGUCGGCAGUCAUGCGGGAUUGCUUGUAACGAUCAAUAUCGAGACGAAUGCGAUCAUUUCGCACCAUUUGUUCCCCGACCGUAUUGAGUGCUCGGUCAACUUUUUCACUUUCGAGGCCAAUGUGUACGGUAUUGUUGGAUGCUAUGAUGGGUUUUUGUACUGCUUCAAUCCGUGGAAAGGCGCGAUAGCUUGGAAGUACGACGCUGGAGGAAUGAUUAAAUGUGCGCCACUUGUAGUACCGCAAACAAACGUAAUCAUCUUUGGGAGCUAUAGCACCACAAACAAUUUGCAUUGUAUUGCUGGGGGAAAUUGUAGUGCUACGCUCCGAUGGAAGAUACGAAUAGGAACCAAACCAAUUUUGUGCCAACCGAUAGUUUUGGGUGACGAUGGUGCAGAAUUUGUCUUGGUUGCUACUCUGGACGGUACCAUUGCAUCAAUCAGCAUAGCAACAGGGUGUUUGGCGUGGAAAAGAACAACGCAGCGCAGUGUUCCAAUUUUUAGCACUCCUACCUUACUGCCAGAAUACAACAAGAUCGCUUGUUGUAGCGUUGAUGGUACACUAGGAAUAUACGAAACAAAACAAGGAACCGAGUUAACGAUCCAUUCCCUUCCUGGCAAUGUGUUUUCAUCGCUCGUCAUGUUAAAAUAUCCCCUCGAUCGAGUAGAUUUUAUCGUUGGCUGUUACGAUCGGCAUGUCCACUGUGUAGAAUAUUUACCUGCAAACAGCAACACACUCAUUCCAAAAUGGAAAAUUGAAGUUCAAUCACAAAUCUACGCAACUCCAUUGUUAGUAGAAGGCUAUCUCGUGGUGUGCACAACGUCGGGAUGGAUUAAUUUAAUCGAUACUCGCGAUAGUAGUGAUGCGAAAAAUAGCAUUAUUUCCAGCAUGAAAUUGAACGGUGAGCUAUUUGCAUCACCAGUAGGGUUUGGUAAAAAGGUGUUUAUCGGGUGUAGAGAUAACUUUUUGUAUGAAAUACUGUUGAAUAUUUAGUACAAGGAAUUAACAAACCAG